Amoebophrya sp. A25 is the source of this 2171-nucleotide messenger RNA. The record is from the annotation of a GenBank genome assembly. Lineage: Eukaryota; Dinophyceae; Syndiniales; Amoebophryaceae.
GAACAACACUGCUGGAAGAGAAAAUAGUCUUUAUGGAGGAUUUUUGUUGAUUGCGAAUAGAUUUGUUUUGGAGACAUCUUCACUUACAACUGCUUUCUCUCGGCUGCUUGUUCGUCUAAUGAAGACUCAUACAAGGCCUUGAUCCCGGGUCGGGUAAAACUACGAUUGCCUUCAGUAUCGCGGACGUCCUCGAAUUACGCAUAAUUGAAUAGGUUUCACUUGUUGUCCCUCUUCAAAGUUGAAGAGAGACCACUAGAAUGUGAAACCAUCAGGGUUCUAAUAGUUGAAGAACAAGUUUUCCGUCCGUGUACUAGCGGAGGACUUUUGUUCCAAGGCUGGCGACCUUCGUUGACUAGGUUACUUCUUUUAUGGCUUUAACUUAAUGAAAUUACUCAGCAACACUUCAUUCCUAGUUCUUCAUUCGUAAUUGAUCAAUUAUUAUUAAUCACCCAUGAGCACCCCCCAUAAUUCAUCUCUAAUUUUCCUCAACGACGUACGUUUGAACUCCACUUUGCCACCUGACUCACUCCUUCCGAUAUUGGAGGGAGAAAGGUGGUAUAAAGUGGAUCAAAAAGUUAAGGGAGCAAUUAGUAAUAUUUCACAUAUUUUCUUUUCUUCAUCAUUUUAUCAUACCUGUAGCAUAUACAAUUACAAUUUGAUUUUUUCCCCAACUACAUCCUCUAAAUUUCGAAGCGAUCCAGUGGCGCUGGGACCUUUUAAAAAGUAUAGUAUUCUUACUACGCAGUACUUGCAGUCAAAGGGAGGAGAAUGGCAAGGACCAGACAUUGAAGCUCUUCGAUCUCGCAUGGGCUUCUUAAUCACAUUAAACAAAUUAUGACACGCUUAUUUUUAUAAAUAUAUAAUUGGUUCUACUUCAUAGCGAUGAAGUAGAAGGUUAAUCGUUUUCUUAUGCAUGAUGUAGCCUAAGUUCUAACUUCACCCUUACCACCCGAAUUCAAAGACGAAAAUGGCAACAUGUUCGAUAUGACUCAUAGAUGCCCACGUUGUAGCGGAGAAUUUUGGGAGGAGUGCCGACAACAAGCGCUUUUACACCCAGAAAGAACAGCGCGAGCAACUGAGCACCACAAGAAGAGAGAUUACCGAACACCGACUCGACCUGCGCUUACUCUUACCGGGGAACAGCAAGCACGUCUACAACUACAGGACAGCCAUCUGCUACUACAACUAGCACAUACUGGGCAUAUCAAGAAGGAGCAAGUAAACGAGCUCGCCCUUGUAUCUGGCUUCACAGAAACGCUUAGGGCACUGGUCGAGAGCAAGCAAAUCAACACUGCCAGCACGGACGGCAAAGGAACACUGAAAGAAGAUGCUCCAAGUACAAAAGACCAUGGCACUGAGCUACCACCACACGCUACCCCAGGAUCGUUUAGCAAAAAAGGAGGAAAAUCAAAGUCAGACGAUAUGGGCUCAGGUAAUGUUUUCUUCUCCACUUGUGCGUCUCAUAUGUCCGCUUCAUACUGUUAGCAGUUCUUCCUCUUCUACCAUCUUCAUUUUCCACUUCGCCCAGAUACGCCCGCUAGCGGAAUUUCCAUAGGCUGGCCUCACGUACCGUGGAACACUCCAUAUGGUGGCGCGAGCAGUCAUCAUAGCUGGGCACCAUCAGAUAGUUCUCGUGCAGGGCGACAAGCCACAUUGAUGGGGAGUACAUCUACAAAUAGCAUGGACCGCAACAGCCUACAGUUCAGCUAAGGAUUGUCGCCAUACGAAGAAGCGCGUUUAAGCCGAAUAGGAGACUCCAUCGCAAACAAAGGCUGGAGCACACCAUAUGGACCUACAUACCAUAAAGGACAACCUAGCUGGGGAAAAUCACAGACUUAUCACAGCCAGCUUCCACAAUAUCAACAUCAUCAACAGCAACAACCUACGUUCUUCAACGCAAACCCAGGACACCACCAGAGCAAUUCUUUUCAAGACCACUAUGCACAACAGCACGCAAUUCAUCAAGGAUAUAAUCAAGCACAACGUCAGAGCUUUCAUCAAGCAGAACAAUCACAGAGGCAGAACUUUACUUCCAGUAGCGUAGGCGCAUGUAGUUUUCAACAAGUUGGAAAUUUUUCAAAUCACGUAGAAGCACAUCAUCAACAUGAACAGAGAGUGUAUAACAAUGUGAAUAGUAGCACAAAUGCAAUGUGGAACAAUAUGGACCUUGG